AUGGCGCCGAGCGUGGGCGAAAUGUCCGCCCUCGGCACUAUUGCGGGAAGAGACGCUGCUGAAGGGUCAAAGCGAAACGAAGGGCGGUUGCAGUGGAAGCACUGGAGAGAGGAUCAGGUGAGGGAAUUCGCCUCACAGUUCGGUCUGCUCCCUGCGUGCUAACACCCCCGCUUGGCGCCUGAUGCCCUACUUGCAUGCCGGACUCCGAGCAGCAUGGAGAGGGCUCUCCCCUGCUCGGUGCACCACCCUGACCGCUUUGCAAGACCCUAAGGCCGGCGCCCUCGUCCUGAAGUCCCUAUCCACCGAUGUCUACGAGAACCUGGGGCUGGAGGACUGGCUGCACCAGUGCGUGCAGCCCCAGGACCGGGAGGUGCUCCUGCUGUGGAGGAAUAGCCCGGCCGUGGUCAUCGGCCGCCACCAGAACCCCUGGCAAGAAUGCAACCUGAAGCUGAUGAGGCACAAGGACGUUCAGCUCAGCCGCAGGAGAAGCGGGGGAGGCACUGUCUACCACGACCUGGGCAACAUUAACGUGACCUUCUUUACCUCCAAGAAGCGAUACGACAGGCGCGGCAACCUGGAACUGAUCAUCUCUGCCCUGAGGAGGAUUCGACCUCACUUGGACAUCAUGGCCACAGACAGGCUGGAUCUGCUGCUCAACCGUGCCUUCAAGAUCUCGGGGACAGCCUCCAAGAUCGGAAGGACCACUGCUUACCACCAUUGCACCUUGCUGUGUAAUUCAGAUAGCUCGCUAUUGUCCUCUGUGCUCUGCACUCCUCAUCGGGGUCUGAAAAGCAAUGCUACCCCUAGUAUACCGGCCAUUGUGAAAAACCUCCAGGAAGAGGAUCCCACUCUCACUUGCGACACCUUGAUGGACGCUAUCGCAGCCGAGUACUCAAGGCGCCAUGGCCUCCAAAACCAAAUCUUGCACAUUGAUCCCAAAGACACUUUGGUGCUACCAGGAGUUGACAAGUUUACACAAGAGCUUAAAAGCUGGGACUGGAUCUAUGGAAGAACACCCACAUUUAGUGUCUGUCACACCUUCUCUGUGGACCAUAACUUAUCGAGGGCAGAAGUUAAACUGAGUAUGAACAUAAACCGUGGCCGGAUUGAAACCUGUAACAUUGAUGUCUUGUCUGACUGGCUGCCAUCAGAAAUGUGUGACCAGCUGGCCACCGACCUCCUUGGCAGCAAGUUUUGUCCCACUGAAACGAUGGUUUUGGCAAAUUCCCACUUAAGGGUUUGUACCCAGGAUAGCAUACUCCAUAAUAAAUGGAAUUUACUUUGUGAGCAAGUUACAGCAAUUAUGUAAUUUUUGGUCUGAAUGAUUGUAGAGGAUACACUGUACAACUGGAUAGUCUUGAAUUUAAUACAGCUGAAACUACAAGCUGUUAGCUUGAAUCUGGAGAAAGUUUGUUCUGUUUUAUAACUCUUACGCAAAGAUGAAUUUUACCAAAAUAUUUUCUCUUUUAUACUCCACUUUAUUAAAUUAAAUAUGAAAAUACACUCAAUGGCCACUUUAUUGGGUACAGGAAUGAACCUGAUUUGACCUUCUGUCUCUGUCAUCCAUCCACUUCAAGGUUCAAUGCAUUGUGUGUUCAAAGAGGCUCCUCUUCACUGUUGUAACAAGUGGUUAUCUGAGUUACUGUCUCCAUCCCGUCAGCUUGAACCAGUCUGGCCAUUCUCUUCUAACCUCACUCAUUAACAAGACACUUUUGCUCAAAGAACUGCCGCUCACUCGUUUUUCUUUUGUUUUUUUACUCCAUUUUCUGUAAACUCUACAGAUUGUUGUGCAUGAAAAUCCCAGGGGACCAGCAGUUGCUGAGAUACUCAAAACACCCUGUCUGGCACCAACAGCCAUUCCACAGUCAAAGUUAUUUAGGUCAUAUUAUUUGUUGAUUUGCUGCCAGAUGAUUGGUUGUUUAGAUAUUUGCAUUAAUUAGCAAGGUACAAGUGUACCUAAUAAAGUGGGCACUAAGUGUAACUGCACACACAAAAUGCUGGUGGCACUCAGCAGACCAGGCAGCAUCUAUGGAAAAAAGUAAACAGUUGAUUUUUCAGGCUGAGAUGCUGCUAUCCCAUAGAUGCUGCCUGCCCUGCUGAGUUCCUCCAGCAUUUUGUGUGUGUUGCUUUGGAUUUCCAGCAUCUGUCAGGGUUUUGUCAGUGUGAAUAGAAACAGGGUGCUUAAUUUUAAAUUAAAAUUGGAAAUUUUUGGAAUUAUGCUGUCUUGGUCUCUAUGUAUUUACAGCAUUGCCAAUUUAUUGCAGAUACCACACUUCUGGAGUAUUUUUACAGAGCCCUCGAACAUUAAUCCAGAGAUUUAAAAUCCCAUUCUGGAUCACUGAAGAAAUUAAAUUUGUGCUGAAAUAUUUCUGCAAUUUAAAAGGAAGAUCAUCUCAGAAAUAUACACAAUCUUCUGGAUUGUGAAAACGAACAUCUUGUUUACUUGAGUGUUGAAAAUGACUGAAGUUCAAAGUACUUUUAUUAUCAAAGUAUGUAUACAUUAUACAGCCUUGAGAUUCGUCUCCUUACAGGCAGCCACAAAACAAGGAAACCCAAUAGUACCAAUUUUUAAAAAAAGAUUGUCGAACACCCAACUCUACUUACUUUACACUUAUGACCAUGUGGCUAAGUACAGCUUCAAUGCCAUGUUCAAGUUUGCUGCCGUAGGCUGAAUCAAUGAUUGUGAUAAAUCACCACACAGGAGGAGAUUGAAAAUCUGGCUGAGUAGUGCCAUAACAGCAACCUUUCAUUCAAUGUCAGCAAGACCAAGGAUCUGACUAUAGAUUUCAGGCAAAGGAAACCAGUAGUCCAUGAGUCAAUCCUCAUUGGAGGACCGGAGGUGGAGAGAGUUUAAAUUCCUAGGUGUUAUUAUUUCAGAGGACCUGUCCUGGGUCGAGCAUGUGCGCAAUUAUGAAGAAAGCAUGGAAGCACGUCUAAUUCCUUUGGAGUCUGCGAUGAUUCGGGAUGACAUCCAAAACUUUGUCAAACUCCUAUAGAGUAUAUUGACUGGCUGCAUGAGAGCCUAGUAUGGAAAAACCAAUUCCCUGAAUGGAAAAUUCUACAAAAAGUAAUGGAUAUGGCCCGGUCCAUCACAGGUAAAGACCUCCCAACCACUGAGCCCAUCUCUAUGGAGCAUUGUCACAGGAAAGCAACUUCCACCAUCAGGGACACCCAUGUUCUCGUCUCACUGCUGCCAUCGGAAGAAGAUACAAGAGCCUUAGGAUUUGUACCGCCAGGUUUAGGAAUAGUUGCUACCCCUCAACCAUCAGUCUCUGAACAAAGGGGAUAACCACUCAACUGCCCCAUCAUUGAAAUGUUCUCACAACCAAUGGACUCACUUUCAAAUACUCUUCAUCUCUUAUUCUUGAUAUUUAUUGCUUAUUUAUUUAUAUUAUUGUUUCUUAUUGCAUUUGCACAGUUCGGAGACUUCUGCACUCUGAUUGAAUCCACAAGUUGAGCGGCCUUUUGUUGAUUCUGUUAUAGUUUCUAGUCUAUAGAUUUGUUGAGUAUGCCCACAAGAAAAAAUAUCUCGGGGCUGUAUAUGGGGACAGGUAUGUACUUUGAUAAUAAACUUACUUUGAACUUUGAAUGUGUAGAAAAAAAUACAAAUGAAUACAAUAAAAGUAAGCAAACAAUGUUCAGAACUGAAUGUCACAGAAGUGAGUGUGCAGCCAUGAAGCCAGUCAUCAUCGUAGCCAGUCUUGGAGCUCAUUACCCACAGCCUCAGCUCAGCGUAGAGAUGAGUAAACCUUGUGGAGCAGCUAGCUGAACACUUGCCCAUCCCUAUCCUGUGGCCCUGACAGUAUCUUUUCCUCUCAUUUUGUGCUGCUUAUUUAAUUCAUCUAUAAACCUAUUUAAUUGAGUAACAAAUUAGGUAUUUAAAUGAAAUACAGAACAAACACUACAACAGUAUUGUAAAGCUGAGUAUCAGUUCUUUAUAGUUAUUGAUGGAGGAAUUCAGCCAGUACGCUACAGUACUCUCCUGAUAGACUGUAAAUGAACAAAAUCAGUGUAGAUGUGUAGUGCAGAAAAAGGACUGCCUUUAUGCAAUGCUUUUGACAAUUGAAUCCUCCAAAUCUUCAUUUUCAUUGUAACAUUUUAAUACUUUCAAUGUAAUUCCCAAUUUGCUGAAAUAGUGAAAUCAUUUCAUUUUCACUCCCGGCCAUUUCUGUCAUCUCCAAGCCUGAAUGCUUGAAACCGCAGUGAGCAAAGUAAGUUCUAAGUUAACUUGUUACUGAUUUCUCGCCAAUAAUCAGUGACAUAAAUCACUGCUUCUUGAACACAAACAGAUGCAACUGGUGCUAUUCAAAACUGUUUGCUCUGUUGUGUCGAUGAGCGAUGCAGGUAUACACAAUCGAUGCAAGUUAGAAACUGGCAACAGUCUCCUGCCCCAGUUAAGUGGUAUAAUCUAAAUAAACUAAGGACAUCCAACUAUUUUUUCAAUUAGUUUUUGUUCUUUAAGUGUUAUCCCAAGUAAGUGGUUGCUCCAACUUACUGAUGGCCCAAUUAUCCAGAACACACUGUACUUCUAAUAAUUUUUAUUAUGUAUUGCUGCCGUAAAACAACAGAUUUCAUGAUAUAUGCCAGUAUUAUUAAACCUGAUUCUGAUUUUUGCAUUGAGCUUGUACUAACAUGACAUCCAAACGCCUCCUAUACAAUUGUUGUGUGACUCUAUAUUGACCAAGGGAAAUAGGAAAACUAAGUGAGAGAAAAACAUUGUCAGAAGGGAAGGAUUUGAAGGAGACAUAGAACAUUGAACAGUAUAGCACAGGGACAGACCCUUCAGCCCACAAAGUGGUGCUGAUCCAAUUAGUAAUCAAAUGGGCAACCUAACAUAGAACAUCGCAAAGUAGAGGGAGAAAUAACAACAUUCAAAAAACACUUGGAGAGUUACAUACAUAGGAGGGGUUUAGAGGGAUAUGGCCAAACAGGAGCAAAUGGGAUUAUCUUAAUAGGCAGUCAGCAUGGACAGGAUGGGCUGAAUGGUCUGUUUCUAUGCUGUUUUACUCCAAGAUGACAAAGCAGGGAGAUCAGAAGAUAAAGUUUGGAGCAGAGAAUUAUGCUCUGUGCUUUUGAAUUAGUUCCAUUUGCUUGCUGUGGAAGUAAUAUAAUUUUUUUUUUGUAAGUUCUAACCAUGACUCCACUAUUCUGGUACCAUACUCCCAAUGUAAAAUAAAACUUCCUCACCAGUUUGCCUUUUCCUCAUAUUAAAUUUAUACCUUGUUCAUAAUAAAAUGCAUUUAUUCAGCACAUAAUAAUGUCGUACAGAAGUGUCACUAUUAACUGUGUGCUGUCCUCAAUGUAUUGCAGUAACUCAGUAAGUCAUUGUGGAGAGACCCCCGAAGGUGAUUAACUCCAUCCUCAGAGACUUGGGUAGGUGGGAGAUCACACUUUGCCUUAAAGUAGUAUGAGACUUCAUUUAUCCCAGUAGCAGUUCAGCAUCUUCUUUAAGGCCUGUGGGGAAGGGCAGCGAACACUGUCCUUGACCGAGACACUCGUUUCACAAAUUAAUUUAAUAGUGAAAAGUACCAUUUAAUCCAGGAUAGUGGUGAUAAAACUCAUUUUCUGAGGGCUAGAAUGUAAAAGCAAGGAUGUAAUACUGAGGCUUUAUACGACCUUGUCAUACUUCACUUAGAAUACUGUUUUCGCCCCCUUAUCUAAGAAAGGAUAUGCUGGCAUUGGAGAGGACCAGAGGUGAUUCACAAGAAUUAUCCCAGGCAUGAAAGGGUUAACAUAUGAGGAACGUUUGAUGGCUCGGGGAAUAUUGAAAGGCCCAGAAAGAGUAUAUGUUUCCUAUAAUGGAGGAGCCUAGGAUCAGAGGACAUAGCCUCAGAAUUCAAGGAUGUCCCUUUAGAACAGAAAUGAGGAAUUUCUUUAGCCAGAGGGUGCUCGUUUCCACUGACAGCUGUGGAGGCCAAAUUAUUAGAUGCAUUUGAAGUGGCAAUCGAUAGGUUCUUGAUUAGUAAGUGUGUCAAGGGUUACAGAGAGAAGGUAGUAGAAUGGGAUUGAGAGAGAGAAUAAAUCAGCCAUGAUGGAAUGGCGGAGAAGAUGCAAAGGGACACCAUUCUGCUCUUAUGUCCUAAGGAAUCAUUCAAAGAAAAUUUUAUUACCAAAGUACAUAUGUUACCAUAUACAACCCUGAGAUUCAUUUUCCAGUGGACAUACUCAGUAAGCCUAUAUAUUAAUAACUAUAAUAGGAUCAAUGAGAGAUCAACCAGAGUGCAGAAGACAACAAAGUGUGUAAACAACACCCUGAUGUUUGAGGGGUUGUAACUGUUCUUGAACCUGGUGGUGUGAGCCCUGAGACCCUUGUACCUUCUACCUAAUGGCAGCAGUGAGAAGAGAUUAUGGCCUGGGUGGUGAGGAUCUCUGAUGAUGGAUGCUGCUUUCCUACAACAGCGUUUCACAUGGAUUUGCUCAAUGGUUGAUGGCUUUAC
Hypanus sabinus (Atlantic stingray) is the source of this 6437-nucleotide messenger RNA. RefSeq names its product lipoyltransferase 1 (gene lipt1). Gene Ontology annotation, molecular function: lipoyltransferase activity. Bases 182 to 1309 code for a protein of 375 amino acids. Gene Ontology annotation, biological process: protein lipoylation. The transcript has a single exon. Gene Ontology annotation, cellular component: cytoplasm; mitochondrion. The record is from RefSeq and is a predicted model, not a curated record. Lineage: Eukaryota; Metazoa; Chordata; Chondrichthyes; Myliobatiformes; Dasyatidae.